Molecule: messenger RNA, 2053 nt
Organism: Sclerotinia trifoliorum
Lineage: Eukaryota; Fungi; Ascomycota; Leotiomycetes; Helotiales; Sclerotiniaceae
Source: the annotation of a GenBank genome assembly
ACGACCUGCGCGACGAGAAGCGGCCACUACGGUUAUGGGCCGAUGCUAUUUGCAUCAAUUAGAAAUCGAACGAAGAGCGCUCUUCCCAAAUAGAAUUUAUGAAGCAAAUAUAUACUCUUGCUCAACAGACUGUGAUAUACCUUGGAGCCGCAUCUAAUCUGACGAAUUGUUUGUUUGAGCUCAUAUACGCAUGGGAACAAUCUUCAGAGUUCACGUCAGGCUCAUACAAAUACGGAAAAUCCUUUAAAUCCUUUGAACUAUCGGAUGCUUUUAAGGAAGCAACUCUUGAUAUGUUAUCACGCCCAUGGUUUAAUAGAGUUUGGGUAUAUCAAGAACUGGUCCUUCCACAGAACGUGUUUGUGCAAAUUGGCCAAGUGCGAGUAUCUCGGAGGGCUCUUUGCCAAGCUCUGUUCGGUCGUACUUGGAACCAGAUUUCGGAUGUUAUGCCCGAUAUUCCGGACUACAACCCUUUGAACGAAUAUGCUAGCUGGAUUACACCACAGCACCAAGCACUCUGGGAUUUGAAUCAAGGGCGGUUGAAGUAUCAUCGUAGCUUAUGGUCUGGAGGUACUCCGGCCGACCUUAUGGAAGCUCUAGUAUCUCGUAGAGGCUCAAAAGCAUCCGAUUUGAAGGAUAUGAUAUUUGGUUAUGGCGCUGUGACGAGCAAUUCUCCUCCUGAAGAGCCACGACUAACACAUCGUAAAUGGCCAGAACUUUUCAGUUGGGGGUCAGGGUAUCUUACGAGGCGAAUUGAUUAUAGAGAAAGUGUAGCACAAGUAUACACGCAUGCGGCUAUUCAUAGUGCUUGCCUCGACACCCCGAACGGAAUAAGACAAAUUCUAUAUCAUGCCGCCACCAAAGCCUCGCAUGUUCAAAGACACGGCCUUCCUUCUUGGGUGCCGGACUGGGCACUAGACAAAAAUGACCUUCAAGAUCGUUGCUGGCCGUUUUCUAAGGAUCCUAUGAAACUCGUGGAUAUCUCAUUACCGGAUGAACUCAAUUUUUGUUACAUACCCAUUAACCCCCUGUUUCACCCGAAUUACCCAGAGGUCUUAACAUUUUUCUUGAGGCCAAUUGCAUACGACGGGGAGAUCGUUGAACACACUAAUCAAUUGGUGAUUGAUGACAUUAAAACGGCAAAUGUAUUUUGCAACCGCAUACAAGCAGGAAAUCCGCACCUAUGGGACAGCUCCUCCCCACCCAUCCGUGUCUUCCUAAUGCUUCGUUCUAUGUGGCUGAGUCUUUUGGCAGCAAACCUGUGGCCCAGACCGCAACACAACUACUCAAUUCUUGUUGAAAUAUACGAGAAAUUGCGGGAACAAGACCUUACUGAUCGUAGAUUUAAAAACCACGAACAAGUGUCUCCAUCAUUUCUCGAAAAUAUAGUUCGUAUGGUGAUUAAGUAUGGAUUAAGAGAAGAUGUUUUUUAUGCUAUGACAUUCGCUCGAUUUCGCACAGGGCGCGUCGCCGUUGUGCCUACUGGAACGCAACCGGGUGAUGUUGUGUUUGAUUUUGGGGUAGCCGAUAAACGACAGCAGGAUAGCGGAUGCGUCUUUCGGCGGGCAUUGGACUACGAAGAUGCAAGAUUGAACUGGUGUAUCAACAAUUCAAUUGAUACUGGUUUAGGAUACGGAAAGCAUCAAAAUGCAUUUCAUUGCACAUAUGUUGGUAGAGCGUGGACUGAUAAAGCAGACUUCAGCCAAGGGAACAACACGGAGUCGAAACAUCAAUAUGACCCCGAAACGGUUCGCCUGCUUGCUGUCCAUUGAACCAGGUAUAUUUAGGCAUACUUACUUAUCUCCAACAAACCUACCACUUAUACAUUAAAAAUUACUCCUCAAACUGCAAAUCCACCACUUCUGCUAUUGGACUCAUUCAGGAAUUUCCCAUUUCAACUGUUGGCGAUUGAAGGAUUAGGGCAAAUACUAUUGUUGGGUACUAUUGGUUGUAGCUCAUUAUUAUCUAUCAUUCACCCGAAUCCCAAGCCCUGAAUUGUUAUAUGAUGCCUAGAAAGUUUUAUUCACGGAUAUAAGAUUAUUGGAAUUUAGACUGU